CGCGCAUCCUCGGCCCUCUCCCGCGCACUCUACUGGGUCUGCUGCCUCCUGCUCCUCUGCUCUCGGUUCCGCUCCGUUGAGCUCCAGCGGCUGUGCUCCAUCUGUUACGCUCUUUGAUCAGGCGCGGGCCGCCAUGAGGCUGCGGGGUCGCGGGCCGCGGGCUGCCCCCUCCUCCAGCUCUGGGGUAGGCGACGCGCGACGGCUAGCGCCCCCGGGGCGGAACCCCUUCGUGCAUGAGCUUCGACUGAGCGCCCUGCAGAAGGCCCAGGUGGCUUUCAUGACGUUGACACUGUUCCCCAUCCGGCUCCUGUUUGCUGCUUUCAUGAUGCUGCUGGCCUGGCCCUUUGCACUCGUGGCCUCCCUGGGACCUCCUGAUAAGGAGCCAGAGCAGCCCCUGGCCUUAUGGAGGAAGGUCGUGGACUUCCUGCUCAAGGCCAUCAUGCGCACCAUGUGGUUUGCUGGUGGCUUCCACCGUGUGGCUGUGAAGGGGCGGCAGGCCCUGCCUACUGAGGCCGCUAUCCUCACGCUGGCGCCACACUCCUCCUACUUUGAUGCCAUCCCUGUCACCAUGACCAUGUCCUCCAUUGUGAUGAAGGCGGAGAGCAGAGACAUCCCAAUCUGGGGAACUCUCAUAAGGUACAUCCGGCCGGUGUUCGUGUCCCGGUCUGACCAGGACUCUCGAAGGAAGACAGUGGAGGAGAUCAAGCGACGGGCACAGUCGAAUGGAAAGUGGCCUCAGAUAAUGAUUUUUCCAGAAGGAACAUGUACAAAUAGGACCUGCCUCAUUACCUUCAAACCUGGUGCAUUCAUUCCUGGAGUUCCUGUCCAACCCGUGGUGCUACGCUACCCGAACAAAUUGGACACCAUCACGUGGACGUGGCAAGGACCUGGAGCGUUGAAAAUCCUGUGGCUCACUCUGUGCCAGUUUCAAAACCACGUGGAAAUUGAGUUCCUGCCUGUGUAUUGCCCUUCUGAGGAGGAGAAGAGGAAUCCCGCCCUGUAUGCCAGCAAUGUACGGCGUGUCAUGGCCAAGGCCCUGGGUGUCUCAGUAACUGACUACACAUUUGAGGACUGCCAGCUGGCUCUGGCAGAAGGACAGCUUCGCUUGCCUGCUGACACCUGCCUACUAGAGUUUGCCAGACUUGUGAGGGGACUUGGACUAAAGCCAGAAAACCUUGAAAAAGAUCUAGACAGAUACUCAGAGAGCGCAAGGGUAAAGAAGGGAGAGAAGAUCGGGCUUCCAGAGUUUGCAGCCUACUUGGAAGUCCCUGUCUCAGACGCACUGGAAGACAUGUUCUCGCUGUUUGACGAGAGCGGUGGUGGUGAGAUAGAUCUUCGUGAAUAUGUGGUCGCCUUGUCCGUGGUGUGCAGGCCAUCCCAGACCCUGGCCACCAUGCAGCUGGCAUUCAAGAUGUAUGGAUCACCUGCAGAUGGCAGCAUCGAUGAGGCCGCCCUGUCCUGCAUCCUCAAGACCGCACUGGGUGUAUCAGAACUAAGAGUGACUGACUUGUUCCAGGCUAUCGACCAGGAGGAGAAGGGGAGAGUCACAUUUGAUGACUUCCGUGGGUUUGCAGAGGUGUGCCCUGACUUCGCAGAGGACUAUUUGUACCCCGAUCAGACACAUUUUGACAGCUGUGCACAGACACCCCCAGCACCAACUCCCAAUGGCUUCUGCAUUGACUUCAGCCCUGAAAACUCAGACUUUGGGAGAAGGAAUUUUUGUAAGAAAGUGGACUAGAAUGGAAGAUUCUGGAGGGACGAGGCGCCCCCUGCGUCACCGCCUGCCUGCAGUAGCCUGGGGCCUGCUUGUGUGUUGCGCCGUCUGCGUUUCUGUCUUCUCAUGUCUACAGACGUGAGGUGCAGAGGAUUUUCCCUGUCUUUUGUUUUCUGUCAGGUCUGUUUAGGGCCCAGCCGGGCAUCUGCAGGGAAGCUGCGUGUGUGCCCAUAUGCCCGUUGCAGCAGGCAGGCAGGUGGGGGCUCAGGCCGCCCUGUGGGGCAGGACUCCACAGGCGGGGUGGGCACAGGUCUGGCUGUGGCUCACCUGGGACGCACUGGUCCUGAGCUUGUGCCAGGCUUUCCCUUCUUUGUCUGUCUGUGCUCAGUGAGGGGCCUCUGCACAACACUGCACACAUCUAUCCUGGAAUAUUCACCUCGCCCCGACACCUCUCACUCAGUGUGCUGGGGCACCAUCCGAUUCUAAGUGUUUCCGUGUCUGUGCAGGAGCUCGUGACUAUUUUAUAAACCUUAGGUACUUUGGAAAACAUUCAACAUUUUUUAAAAAAGAAAAAAAGAAAAAUUUGGUUUUCUACUUCAUUUUUUGUGUUAACAUGAGGAUAUUUAUUUCCAGGCUUGUUUUUGGUAGUCUCUAAGACUGUCUCUGGUGGCCACAGUAAAAAGGGCCUCUCUGUCCUCUUCCCACUUAGGUCAUGGGAUGUUUAACCACGAAGACUGGCCCAGAAUUAUUUUUUUCCUGUGUUCUUUAAGCCUUCCUGAAUCCCCCCAUUGGUUUUUUUGUUUUUUGUUUUUUUGUUUUUUUUUUUUUUUUGGUUUGUUUGUUUUGUUUUGAUGAACGUUGCCAGUUUGGUGUUUCAGUUUCAGUAUAACAAAAUCUACUUCAUGUAACUAGUGAAAGCACUGAAUGUGGGUAAAGAACCAGGCGGGGGGGAAGAGACCGGAAGGCAUUGCCUCGUUCUUAUCCUGCCAGUCUAAUUCUUUGAGCAGACACACAGAUGGUCCAGGGGUACUGCCCAAAGCCCACCACCCCCUCUUUGCACCAGUUACCAUGGUGACUUGGGAACAGCAGCCACCCUCUGAGCACAGGUGGCCUUUCUCUGUGAAGGUAACAGGCUGCAGGGGACAGGCCACACAACUGUGCCCCACCCCACAUGAAGUCAGGAAGGAACAGGGUCCAUGUUGCCUUUGGCAUUACCUGGUUUCAUCUUUUCUUUCUUUUUUUAAUGAUAAACUCAUCUUUCAAGCGCAGGGGGUGGAGAUUUACUUUGUUUCCUCAGUAAGGGUUGCUUUGCAAUUUUGUUUCUUACUCCUAAAUUAGAUUUUACAGAAAAUGACCACCAGGCCAGUAAGUGCAGGAACAGGUGUUUUCUAACUUUCUCAGAGAGUUACUGUGUGCUUUUUCCCAGGAGAAAUCCAUAGACAGAACCUCUCAACCUCAGUCACAUAGCACCACACUGCCGCAGGAAGGGCAGGGAGACUGGUUUCUGGGCUCUUAGCUUCUUAGGUAUGAAUGAAAUGUGAAUACAGACUUUGUAGCUAACGGGUUGGUUUUUAUAACUGUAGAGUACAACGUUUUAGAUGAGAAAAGCCACCAAAAGGCCAAUGAAGGAGACUCCUGGACUAAGAUGUCCCGAGGCUGGGUUCUGCCCUGCCAAUCUGCAGGUGACGGAUUCCUGUGGAAUGCCCCUGGGCAUGUGGAGGGAAUCCUGAGCAGACCUGGGACGGAUGUUCAUUCUCCUGAUUCUCUUGCUAGUAACCUCAGCCCGCGCAUCAGAACUGUGAAUGUACAUAGCAGGCAGGAGCAGGGGCAGGGCCCACCCUGCCUGCAGUCUCCUUUGGGGUGCGGUCUCCAGGUUUCCAGUGGAAUAAACACAGCACAACGCAAACAUU
This is a messenger RNA of Meriones unguiculatus (Mongolian gerbil), 3624 nucleotides long. It is a transcript of the gene Lpcat1, whose product is annotated as lysophosphatidylcholine acyltransferase 1. Gene Ontology annotation, molecular function: calcium ion binding. The record is from RefSeq and is a predicted model, not a curated record. The transcript has 14 exons. Lineage: Eukaryota; Metazoa; Chordata; Mammalia; Rodentia; Muridae. The coding region runs from base 134 to 1738 and encodes 534 amino acids.